AAGAAUCCAGUCGACCAGUCGGCCCGCGGAUGACAGGCGGCAGACGCACUCGCGAGAUUUCCAAGACGGAGAGAGGCGCACUUCCAGGAGUGAAUUCAAGGUUGCAGCCGCUCAUCGUCUUGUCAACCAUUCGCGAACAAUGGCAAAGGCAAACAAGAAGAUGAAGACGGCAGAGGCAGUGACGUCGUCAUCGUCCAAGAGCUUCUCAUCCGUCAAGGCCCACAACACCGUCGCUGGCUUCCAUGUUCUACGCCUCUCUGUUCCCUCUUCUUCUUCUUCUUCUUCGUCGUCCUCGUCUUCUUCCUCGGCGGCGCACUUCCUCUACCUCCGCCCGCACAAGGAUCACGAUGAGAGCGAGAAUGAGGAGCGUCAGGAUCUGGAGGAGGAGACUACAGCGGCAGUAGCGCAAGCAGCAUCGACAGCUCCACCCCGCAGUCGCAAAUCAAAAAAGGCUGUCGCAGCCUCAGCAGCCGCCUCCAUCCCACCAGCCCUUGUCCCUCUACCCGCUCCCCUCAAUCCAAGGCCGCUCCUCAACACUGGCUCAACAGCACACAUCGUCUUGCUCGAGCCGGCGAGCGUGCAGCGCGCCCUCGAACUCUCCCAAUCCUCGGCAUCGAAGCCCCUCAAGUGGCAAGAUCCCCUCCGCGAGGCACAGCGUAAGGCUGCCAAGCUUUACAAGGACGAUGACGAUCGCAAUGAUAUACGGAGCCAUCGCCCUACAACAGCGCUGCAAGCCACGCUUGCCUCGGCAGCCACCUCUGCGCCUUUAGGCCUGCAAUCCCUCAUCGAGACUUACGACGCUCACCGCCCCGCACCCCUCUCGGCCGUCAAGCGACACGCUGAUUCAUUGGUCGCGCGUCGUACGUGGAUGAUCAAGCGACACAAGAGUGGGACACCUGGUCAACUGGGUGGUGCUCCCGGUGGGAUCCGUAUAGCGUCAUAUGGGCCCAAUGGCGAGCCCUUGGACGAGGAUGGCUUCGUCAUCGUCCUCCCAGGAGGCAAGUACGGUCGCUCAGGUGGUGGCGGAGCACCUGGCGAAGAGUCUGGUGCUCCUCCUCUCGCGGGCAGUGGAGGAGUCAAGAUGGCCCGACUUCGCUCUUUGGCCGCAGCACAGGCCAAAGCAAAGGGAGCAGGGAAAAGUGCUGUGCCCGCAGGCUUGGAGGACUUCUAUCGUUUCCAGGUGCGCGAGGAGGCCAGGCAGCGUAUCGCCAACCUGAGAAAGGGCUUUGCCGAGGAUGCUGAGAGAAUGAGGCAACUCAAAGAGGGCGGAGUAGAAGGCGUUGAUGGCAGAAAGGCGAGAAGGUUCAAGCCAUACUAAGCUACACCGUGGCAUCGAUCAAGCUGAACCCAUCGUGUGAUUUUCGCGUGAAUUGCGUCUGAGUCUCAAAGUGUAUAUAAAGCAAGCGAGAAGAACAGCACCCAUUCGACAUCAACAAAAGAACCCUGAGAAGGGAAGAAGAAGCAGAGUCCGAGGCAUCGU
Jaminaea rosea is the source of this 1480-nucleotide messenger RNA. RefSeq lists its product as hypothetical. NCBI's taxonomy places the organism in Eukaryota, Fungi, Basidiomycota, Exobasidiomycetes, Microstromatales. Gene Ontology annotation, cellular component: CURI complex; UTP-C complex. Gene Ontology annotation, biological process: ribosomal small subunit assembly; rRNA processing. The record is from RefSeq and is a predicted model, not a curated record. The coding region runs from base 140 to 1318 and encodes 392 amino acids. The transcript is spliced from 2 exons.